Messenger RNA from Blastomyces gilchristii SLH14081, 2829 nucleotides. Its product is annotated as U3 small nucleolar RNA-associated protein Utp11. The transcript has 3 exons. The record is from RefSeq and is a predicted model, not a curated record. Gene Ontology annotation, cellular component: small-subunit processome; nucleolus. The coding region runs from base 321 to 1118 and encodes 265 amino acids. Lineage: Eukaryota; Fungi; Ascomycota; Eurotiomycetes; Onygenales; Ajellomycetaceae. Gene Ontology annotation, biological process: rRNA processing.
GGGAUUUGCGGGCGGCGGGAAACUUCGAACCUUUUUUCUGCUCCGAGACUAAAACUGGCAAAAGCUCACCAACACGCAAAGAAACCGACCAUCCUCAACCCAGCAUACUGACACGACAGCCUCCAAUAAUACUGCAGGGAGCAUAUUUGCACAGCAUCUCUUGUUCUUUCAGCCUCUCCCUCUCCAUAGCUUUUAAACGUAUUUUAUUGUUUGCUAGGGCUACAGCAGUAGCAUCGCCGUCGCCGUUUGUCUAAUCGCUCCUGGGAGCGCAACACCCUCCUCCCAGCUCUGACCAAGAAAAAUAUACCACCGCCGCAAGCAUGUCUUCCAUGCGAAAUGCCGUUCAACGGCGGCCGCAUCGUGAGCGGGCUCAGAUCAGCAGCCGCGAGAAAUGGGGUAUCCUCGAGAAACACAAGGACUAUUCUCUCCGCGCCCGCGACUACAAUGUCAAGAAGGCCAAACUACAACGACUGCGCGAGAAGGCGCGGGAUCGUAACCCGGACGAGUUCGCCUUUGGCAUGAUGUCAGAAAAAUCGAAUAAACAAGGUCGCCAUGGUGCCCGGGGUUCGGAAACUUCAACGCUCAGUCAUGAGGCGAUUAAGCUACUUAAGACGCAGGAUGCAGGAUAUCUACGGGUUGUCGGGGAGAAAGUGAGGAGGCAGCUGGAAGGGGUGGAGCAGGAGGUCAGAUUACAGGAUGGGAUGAAUGGGGUACUUCAGGGGGACACUGGGAGGAAGAUUGUAUUCGCAGAUUCAUUAGAGGAACAGAGACGGCUAUGGAUUGAGAGGGGGGAGAUGGAGGACGAAAACGGCGAUAGUGACGAGGGACGGUCCGAAAAAGGGGAGGCUUCGUUUGGGGAGAAACAAAAACAGGCGCAGAAGUCCAAGAAGCAGAUUGAAGCCGAGGAAUGGGCUAGAAGGGAGAUGUUGGCUGCAAGGAGAUUGAAAAAGAGAGCGACAGAGGUACGAAGGAAGAAGGUCGAGGCACUGCGGGUACAGCAUAAAGAGCUCGUUGCAGCUGAGCAGGAACUGGAUCGGCAACGGGCGAAGAUGGAGAAUUCGGUUGGCGGAGUUAAUAAGUAUGGGAUCAAAUGGAAGAUUAGGGAACGGAAGAAAUGAGACAAAAGAUUCAUGUUAGGGUUUACGGCAGGCGCAGAUAUUGAAAUAGUAUGACAUAACUAUGCACUGGCAGGCGACCAAACUAGGCGUCGAUAAAUAUGAAACGGGUAGGGAAUCAUCAUCCUGAAAUUACAUACCUUCAAAUAUAUUUACAAAGUCCCCCGACUUCCUGCACCACUCAACUCAAAGUCUACUCGGCAUCCUAACAGCCCCAUCCAACCUAAACACGCUCCCAUUAACCAUCCCAUUCCUCACACAUCCCAACACAAACUCCGCAAACUCCUCCGGCCUCCCCAUCCGCAUAGGAUACUCAAUCAUCCCACUAUUAGCCCCACUCUUUUCCGCAAUUCCCGGCCUCUUCUUCUCGCCUCCAGCACCACCAGACGGACUCUUCCUCGGUUUCACUGUCAUCCCCGUCUGGAACACCCCCGGCGCAACUCCGACAACCCUAAUCCCCGCAGACCUCCCCACCUCUCUCGCCAGCGGCAGCACAAGCCCAGCCACAGCGCCCUUACUCGCCGAAUAUGCCAACUGCCCAACCUGCCCCUCAUACGCCGCCACGCUGGACACAACCACAACCACGCCCCGCUCCCCAUCAUCCCCCUGGGCCUCCACAACCGCCAUAUGCGGCAGCGCCAGUCGUAUCAGAUCCACCGUGCCGCGCAGGUUGAUAGCAAUGACCCUAUCGAAGGCCUCAAUGGACAUCGUCUUUACACUGCCGCUGCUCGGAUCCUGCCGGGGCAGCGCGCGCUCGCCGUACCCGAUGCCUGCGCAGCAGAUGACGCCUCCCAGGGGUGCGUGGGUGGAUGUGGAGAUCCAGGAGACUGUGGCAUCAAUGGCAUGCUGGAGACUUUCGGUUUUGGAGACAUCUGUGCGUGUAUAGAGGGUGCGGGAUGGGGUUGCGAGGAAGGGGGAGAUCUCGGAGGGGGGUGGGUUGAGGUCUAGGAGCGAGACGUUGGCGCCCUGGGUGAGGAGGGCGACGGCGGUUGCGAGACCGAGGCCGGAGGACCUGUGGGUUUAAUUAAUGGUGUUAGCUUUGGAUUUUUUUUUAUUUUCAAUUUUUGGAUGGAGGAAUGGAGUUGCAUGGGGAGAUAAUUUUAGCGGAGCUGCAAAUAUGACAAUUUUUGCGGGUAUUUCAAAACGUACCCGCCUGAUAUAAUGAAUGUGCGGCCUUCGGGCUUCAUAUUUUAUAAUAAUAUCGGGUUCUUGUUUUCCUUUUCUCUUUUCUUUGAAGAGUAUGUACGUAGUAGAUACACAAUAUAUCGAACGCGAAUUCGGCGGGCGCAGAUAAAUAAAUAGCUUGAGGCUUUGUGGGGGGAACGGAAUUGGUUUCGGGACUCCGCAAUCUGGGUUAACUAACAGAUCGAGAUCGAGAUAGAAGAAAUUUGGCAAGGGAGAGAGAUUGAAACGGAGAGUGGAAGUCAGAACGGCAGAGCAAUAAAAUAAAAGGUAACUAUCGCUCUUGCGCGCACAGGAAGGCUGUAACUAGAGACAGGGCUGGAGUUGUUGAAGAUUGGGAUUAUUUGGACCUCGGCAUUUUCAGCCGUUACCGUUCGGCUCCUUGGCUUCGGCAUGCUGCGCCGUGCCCUAUAUACGGAGUACUCCGUAGACAGGCUACCAACAGUUAGGAUGUACUCCGUACUCCGUAGUCUGUGCAGACUUAGGCUCUAUACGGGAUAUUAUCUCAUAUCAAUAUCAAAAGUGUCAAAAG